Molecule: messenger RNA, 837 nt
Organism: Lactuca virosa
Lineage: Eukaryota; Viridiplantae; Streptophyta; Magnoliopsida; Asterales; Asteraceae
Source: the annotation of a GenBank genome assembly
AUGGCAUCAACUUGCUUCACAUAUAACAUGAAUAUGGGAUUGUUGAUCUAUAUCUUCAUGUCCAAAGUUGCGAUUAAGCCUUGGGUUGCUAGUAGUAAGACCAGUUUCUUCUCAAUCUUCAAGGGUUGGGGGCCAUUGUUGAGCAUGGCUAUACCUAGUAUGUUUUCGGUCUGUUUGGAGUGGUGGUUGUACGAGAUCAUUCUUUUCCUCAGUGGGUUGCUAGAUAAUCCUCAAUCUUGUGUAGCAGCUACCGGAAUCAUCAUGCAAACCACAGGCGCCAUCUAUGUGAUUCCAUUUUCUUUGAGCCUCAGCAUAUCUCAACGUGUUGGACACGAGCUGGGUGCAGGCCACCCAGCUCGUGCUCAACGUGCUACAAUCAUCGGGAUCUCCAUUGCCUUCAUAUAUGGGCUUGUAGUCUUUGGAUCAUCUAUUGCUUUAAGAAAUGUUCUUGGAAAAUUAUACACUAAUGAAGACCAGGUCCUUGCAUUGCUUUCCUCGGCCUUGCCAGUAACAGGUUUAGCGGAGGUGGGUAACUCUCCACAGACAGCUGCUUGUGGUGCAUUAACAGGCUCUGCCAGACCUAAAGUGGGGGUUCGGAUAAAUAUGGCAGCAUUCUACUUGAUAGGGCUUCCAUUGUCAAUCGUUCUGGCUUUUGUUUUGAAGAUAGGUUAUCGAGGAUUAUGGCUAGGGCUGGUUGCAUCACAGGCAGCCUGUGUAUCAUUAAUGGUGUACACGUUGGUGAAAACCGACUGGAGAGAUCAAGCGAAAAGAGCAGAAGAACUGACUUUUGCUAUGAAUAAAGAUGAUGAUACUGAACUAAAUGAACUUGUGCCUUGA